This is a messenger RNA of Trypanosoma rangeli, 756 nucleotides long. RefSeq lists its product as uncharacterized. The record is from RefSeq and is a predicted model, not a curated record. Lineage: Eukaryota; Euglenozoa; Kinetoplastea; Trypanosomatida; Trypanosomatidae. The transcript has a single exon. The coding region runs from base 1 to 756 and encodes 251 amino acids.
AUGCGCAUUCGUCUCAUUGGCCCUAGUGGGCACAAGUCGGACUACCACUGUGCCACGCUGCUUGGGAACUGGCAGGAGGAACGAAUGACAUUUGGGCUGAAGGAUCCUGCAAAGGGGCCGCUGGAAACCCAGACGACGUAUUUGGCGUCGUACAAGGGCAGCAAGGACGAGGAGGAACUCUUCGCUGCGAAGCCCCCUGGCUGUUUUUGCGCUGAGGCACCAGUGCAGCUUCUCUUUUACCACGGCGACAUUGCUGCGCCGCCGCAAAAUCAACUCACCGUACACGAGCUCAGUUACACCCAUCCGACAAUGGGCGCCACAGCGAACUCACUUAAAGCGAUCCUUGAUGAAGAAGGCAUAUCUCGGCGGCGGGACAGGACGGAGGCGCUGCGUCGUGCCAUGGGAUUCAGCGGGCGUGCGGCUACCGCUGGACCUCUGCCGUGUCUCGGAAGAAAUACGGUGGCGGCACCGUUGGCCUACAGCACAGAGUGUGCUGCAAAAAAAGACAGGGAAUAUGUGCAAACAACGCGUGGUGGACGAUAUCGACCACCAAAACUCCCGCCUAUUGGGCGUGUUCGGGAGAAGGAGCGGCUUCUGACCACCAAAAAUGUGACUUUGGAUGCAACAGGGGAAUACCUCAAGGAGAAUAUUGAUGAAUACCCCGCAACAAGUAGCGAGUGCUGGGGACAAUUUAUGGCGUACAAGGACGACCCAAUGCAGCGAACAAAGCUUCGUGAGGAGUACGAGUGCCCAUGA